AUGAUCAAACUUCCAAAACGCCAUAAAUAUCACAGCCUAGCGGACCUGAUCAACAUGCAGCAACUUCUUGAGGGCAUCAGUGGAAAUCAUCAUGGCCUCUCCUUCAACAUCUUAAAAAAUGGACAACAUAUAACCACCCAGGAGGCUCUUCAAGAUGCUACACUACUACAGCGACCUACUUCUCCGGCAAACAGCGAAAAAUCCACUCAACAGAAAGAGUUCACCAACAUCCACGACUACAAGAGCAGUACUAAGGUGAAGCGCCAACGUCAGAGCUCGAAGAUUCAUUAUCACAGUUACGAAACAGAGGAUGAAGGAUGGCGCAUUUUCUGUGCAAGUAAGUCCAUGAAUAAGCUAUCUGACAAAGGAUGGACAAUUUUGCAAAAGACUUACUAUCUUCCUAUAACUCCAGUUUUGUUAGUUUAUCUUCAUUAG
Amoebophrya sp. A25 is the source of this 435-nucleotide messenger RNA. The record is from the annotation of a GenBank genome assembly. Lineage: Eukaryota; Dinophyceae; Syndiniales; Amoebophryaceae.